CACCGUCCACACCCACAGUGCCCACUUCAAGGUGGACCUGGACGUAACAGGACUAGAGAACUGGGUCUGGGCUGAGGACAUGUCCUAUGUCCCCACGGCGGUCCCCUGGAGCCAUGAGCACCAGAUGCAGAGGCUGCAGGUGACCCGCAAGCUGCUGGAGACUGAGGAGCAGGCCGCCUUCCCCCUGGGAGGCUCCGCACCCCGCUACGUGUACCUGGCCAGCAACCACAGCAACAGGUGGGGUCACCCGCGGGGCUACCGCAUCCAGAUGCUCAGCUUUGCUGGGGAGCCACUGCCGCAGAACAGCUCCCUGGAGAGAGCCUUCAGCUGGGGAAGGUACCAGCUGGCCGUGACCCGGCGGAAGGGAGAGGAGCCCAGCAGCACCAGCAUCUACAAUCUGAAUGACCCUUGGACUCCCACCGUGGACUUCAGUGACUUCAUCAACAACGAGACCAUUGCAGGACAGGACUUGGUGGCCUGGGUGACGGCUGGUUUCCUGCACAUCCCACAUGCAGAAGACGUUCCCAACACGGUGACGGUGGGGAACGGUGUGGGCUUCUUCCUCCGACCCUACAACUUCUUUGACCAGGAUCCUUCCUUCGAUUCUCCUGAUUCUGUCUAUUUCCGGGGGGACCAGGAUGCUGGGGCCUGCGAGGUCAAUCCCCUGGCCUGCCUUCCCCAGGAUGCAGCCUGUGCCCCCGAACUCCCUGCCUUCUCCCACGGGGGCUUCUCUCACAACUAAGGGGGUCCCUGGGAUGGGCAAUGUGGCCAGGGGCCCCAGGCCCAGCGUGUGUGGGGAGGGGAGCAGUGGGCACUGGGCCAAGCAGCCUGGUACCCUCUUCUCCUUCCUUCCACCCCUGAGUUCCCCGCCUCUCCUUCCCCCAGACCCCUCUGUAGGGCCCUCCCUGACACCCCCUCCCUGCUGGGAGCAUCCUGAGCUUGGGGGAGGGGCAGAGACACAACUCAGCUUUGUUGGCCCCAGACCUGCUGCGUUCCUGGACCAGAUAGAAUGGCCAGUGAAGCCUGGACUGAUGGCCACUCUUUUCCCAGAAGAUUCAUAUUUCUUCUAACAGUU
Molecule: messenger RNA, 1075 nt
Organism: Suricata suricatta (meerkat)
Lineage: Eukaryota; Metazoa; Chordata; Mammalia; Carnivora; Herpestidae
Product: membrane primary amine oxidase-like
Biological process (GO): amine metabolic process; response to antibiotic
Cellular component (GO): Golgi apparatus; early endosome; endoplasmic reticulum
Molecular function (GO): copper ion binding; primary methylamine oxidase activity; quinone binding
Source: RefSeq, a predicted model, not a curated record